UUAUCUUUGUUGGGCUUUUUAAUUAUGUUAUGAAAAAUUUAAUAAAAAAAUCAAAUUCGCAAAUAUGUAUUAUUAAAAAGAGGCAAAUUAAACUGAAAAUCAUUAAAAGAAUUUUUAAAGCAAAUUAAAAAAUCUACGAUGGACGUUGAAGUAAAAAUAAAAGAAGAUAUGAAAAAAUUGGGAUGCAAGUGUGAUAAGAAAAUAGCGUUGGCCUAUCAUUUAUAUAUAUAUUUAGUCGAUGAAAAGCUUAUGUAUGACACAGAAUACUGUUAUAACAAAGAUAUAGAUACACUUUAUGUCGUCGCGAGAUCAAUUAAAAAUGAAAAACUAAACAUUUAUGUGCCAGUACCGACAAGUGUGGACGUAUCUAUUGAUACAAUAAGUGUACUACAAGAGAAUUUGUGUACUGUAGAAACUGGAGCAAGUGUAAACUUAGCAUUCAUAGAAAGCGAUUGUUCCACAGUGAUCUAUACAUUUACUAAAGGUAUCGCUGAACGGCCAUCUGCUGAGAAAUCAUCACAACUUAGACAGAAAUUGGAAAGAAGAAUGUUCAUUAAUGGUGAAUUAAAAGAAAAUAGAAGUAAGAUUUUAAAUGAUGCUCUCAAUGGUGGCUUUGUUGAUGACGAUGACUGUCAAGUUUUAGAUUAAUAUCUUGAAUUGACACAUUGUAUGGUUUGAAUGUUCUAAUGACUUUCUGAUAUGUCUUUCAAUGAUUGAUCUUAGAUCAGUAAAUAAAAAAAAUACUUACAAGUAAUUAUUUCACUAGUAAAUUUCAAGUUUGUAAGGAUUAAACUACAAAUAAGAAUAGUUGCGACAUCCAUAAAUAUGUCAAGUCUUUGAAUUAUUAUAUUUUAGCUUCUAAAAUAAUAUUAAACUUUUAAAAUUUACACUUUUAAGUAUUACAGUAAGAAAAUGAAUUAAUGCUUUUACACUUCUAUUUCCUGUUUAUCAAUUUAUAUGUGGUUCUUUCCCUGUAACCUGUUAAAUUUCAUGUAAAAUCUGUCCUGAACAUUAUUUUAUUAAAAUGUAUCUAACUGGAAAUUAAGUGAAAGUUUUGCAUGAUGUGACAAAGGGCUCUAAGAUUUCUCUAGUAUAUAAUAAUUUAUCAUGAAAUAUGAACUAUUGUAUUCUAUUAUUUGUUAAAUAUAACCAAAACAAAAUACAGUUAAAAUAUUGAAAAUGUUAUUUGUAUUUUAUGAACUCAAGACUAUAAGAACCUUUUCAAUUUAAUAGAAUUAUUUCAGUC
Molecule: messenger RNA, 1246 nt
Organism: Nymphalis io (European peacock)
Lineage: Eukaryota; Metazoa; Arthropoda; Insecta; Lepidoptera; Nymphalidae
Exons: 1
Coding region: 139-648 (169 amino acids)
Biological process (GO): tRNA splicing, via endonucleolytic cleavage and ligation
Molecular function (GO): nucleic acid binding
Source: RefSeq, a predicted model, not a curated record